This is a messenger RNA of Sphaeroforma arctica JP610, 1726 nucleotides long. RefSeq names its product 4-hydroxyphenylpyruvate dioxygenase. The record is from RefSeq and is a predicted model, not a curated record. NCBI's taxonomy places the organism in Eukaryota, Ichthyosporea, Ichthyophonida. Gene Ontology annotation, biological process: L-tyrosine catabolic process. The coding region runs from base 83 to 1231 and encodes 382 amino acids. The transcript is spliced from 4 exons. Gene Ontology annotation, molecular function: 4-hydroxyphenylpyruvate dioxygenase activity.
UUCUGAGACUCACUUCUAGAACGAACGUAGCUAUCAGUGACAACAAACCAGUCGACAAAUUAACCUAAUAUAACCUAGCACAAUGACUUCUUACGAAAGCAAAGGACCCAAACCCGAAACCGGAAACUUCAUCGCAUUUGAUCAUAUCAAAGUCUGGUGUGGUAAUGCCAAACAAGCAGCAGGAUACUACUGUUCUCGCUUCGGCUUUGAACCUAUUGCCUACCGAGGUCUGGAGACUGGAAACCGUGAUGUAUGCUCGCAUGUAGUCCGUUCGGACAAGGUUACAUUCGUAUUCCAGACACCUUUGGCACCCAACCAGGAAAUGAGCGAUCAUCAAUACUUGCACGGAGAUGCUGUCAAGGAUGUCGCGUUCCUUGUUGAGGAUGCAGUUGGAAUCUUCGAGAAAGCCAAAUCUCGCGGAGCAAAGAUUGUACGUGAGCCAUGGGAAGAGUCUGAUGAGUUCGGUACCGUGACAAUGGCAACCAUUCAAACCUACGGCGACACAGUGCACACAUUCGUUGACAGAUCGAAGUACAACCCACCUGCGGGCCAUUUCCUGCCUGGGUACAACACGCUAAAGCCUGAUCCCAUCAACAAGCUACUACCUCCCGUCAGCCUUACUCACAUCGACCAUUGCGUUGGAAAUAUGCCUGACCAGGGCAUGGUUCCCGUUUGUGAAUGGUACGAAAAUAUUCUGGAAUUCCAUCGCUUCUGGUCUGUCGAUGAUAGUCAAAUGCACACCGAAUUCAGUGCGCUACGGUCUAUUGUGAUGGCUAGUUACAGUGAAACUGUGAAGAUGCCCAUCAACGAACCCGCUAACGGAAAGAAGAAGAGUCAGAUCCAAGAGUAUGUAGAAUUCAAUAGCGGAGCCGGUGUGCAGCACAUUGCUUUGCGCACAAACGAUAUCUGCGGCGAUGUACAACGUCUGCGCGACCGUGGAGUUGAGUUCCUGAGCAUUCCCUCUGCUUAUUACAAAAACUUGAGGGCUCGUUUGGAAAUGACCAACCUCAAAGUGCAAGAGGAUAUGGAUAUUGUGGAGAAGUUGCAGCUGCUGAUUGACUUCGACGAGAAUGGCUACCUGCUGCAGAUCUUUACCAAACCUGUAGAAGAUCGCCCCACUUUGUUCAUUGAGAUCCUACAGCGUCACAAUUUCGAAGGUUUCGGAGCCGGAAACUUCAAAGCUUUGUUCGAGUCUAUCGAGAUUGAACAGGGUCGCCGAGGAAAUCUCUAGAUGAUAGUAGUCUCUUGCUAUUUUGCUUCGUUGCAACUAUUUGUGACAUGUGCAGAGUGGUAUGCGAUACAUCAUGUAAAGUAUGUACGUGAAAUCCCAUUUGAUUUCCGUGCACUAAGUACCGGGCCCGCCGUCUUUGACGGCACAUGAACGACGACUGGACGUUUAGGUUGUGAGGGUAUAGGUCUGAAAUGAUUGGAUAAUUGUACAUAUGUAUAUGCAUAUCGUAUAUAUAUGGCACUUGUUGUUAUUCAUUGUUCAGACCAAACGUACCCCGCACCCGCGUCUACUUUAGUGUAUUGUGCAUUAUAUUCUGAGAUGUGUUAUGUACACGACGUAAUACUUCUAAAUACUUACUCGUGUUCUGAUAUGACGAGGAAUAUAUUCACCACAUAUACCCGCCAGAUCUAUGGAUCUAGCGCUUAGAUGUACGCAUCUAACGAGAACAAAGCAGAGUCGUUAGUUUCAUCCAAAUAAAGUUCUCACUUUACCAUA